Molecule: messenger RNA, 1990 nt
Organism: Cuculus canorus (common cuckoo)
Lineage: Eukaryota; Metazoa; Chordata; Aves; Cuculiformes; Cuculidae
Gene: NUDT1
Product: nudix hydrolase 1
Exons: 4
Coding region: 109-579 (156 amino acids)
Biological process (GO): DNA protection
Molecular function (GO): 8-oxo-7,8-dihydroguanosine triphosphate pyrophosphatase activity
Source: RefSeq, a predicted model, not a curated record
UCCCCGCACGCACCGGGUCCUUCCGCCGCCCGCGCGAGCCAUGGCGGCCGCCACGCCCACAUCUCCCCUCGCGAGGGGCGGCCCCACGGCAGCGGCGGGAGAGGAGUCAUGUACACAUCCAGGCUCUUCACCCUUGUCCUGGUAGUGCAGCCAUCCCGCGUUCUCCUGGGCAUGAAGAAACGUGGGUUUGGAGCUGGGCUCUGGAAUGGCUUCGGAGGGAAGGUGCAGCCAGGGGAGAGCAUCGAGGAGGCUGCUCGCAGGGAGCUCCUGGAGGAGAGCGGACUGACUGUGGACACCUUGCAGAAGAUGGGUCAGAUCACAUUUGAAUUUGUGGGCAACUCUGAACUCAUGGAAGUUCACAUUUUCCGAGCAGAUCAUUUUCAUGGAGAGCCAACAGAAAGCGAUGAAAUGCGUCCACAGUGGUUUCAGCUGGACGAGGUGCCAUUCAAUCAGAUGUGGGCAGAUGACAGCUAUUGGUUCCCCCUGCUGCUUCAGAAGAAGUUGUUUCGUGGCUAUUUUAAGUUCCAGGGACAAGACACUAUCCUGGAGCACACCCUGAAAGAAGUGGAGGAAGUUUAAGAAAACGGAAGCACUCGACCCACGUGCUGUUGCCCACAUUGGGCUAGAACAGUCAGUACUGCUUUGAAGGGCAUCCUUUCUCGGUUCUCCAGGAAAGGAGACUUUGCCGGGUCACUGGGAAGUACAGCAAAUAAGGGGCUUUCUUAGAGCAGAAAUAUAAGCAAUGACAUUUUCUAAGCUGUGAAGUCCCUAGUUGUGCUAUACUUUAGUGGUUACAUAGUCACAACUAUUAAAAAAAUUAGUUAACCCUUUUUUUCACAGGCAGCUAACUUUUCAGGCUUUUCCCUUGUGGCUGGGAAUGCUUUUAUAAGAUUAAAAAGAUUUUCUAGUAAAAGCACGUGUUCUGCGGUAAAUGUCUGGGUAGCUUUGAGACUAUUUAAGGGCCUUUCAGGAGCUGGCUUCCUUUCACAAGAACAUUAAGUGGACUGUGAUGCAGCAGAAUCCACCGAGUAUCUCCUCCGUGCCAGUUCUGGACAGUUCCCUGUUCAGCAUUAAUUCCUGGGACAAGGUGAGGCUUGGCCAGUGCUGUGAAAGCCUUCUCAAAGCAGAGAUCCUGAGGGGAUCUCUACCUAACACUGCAGGGAGGGUAAGGUUAUAGGAGUUCAGAACACAAAGCCAGAGGGAGUACGACGCUGUUUGAGCCCUGCUGUGAACCUGAACUGUUUGGAGCAUUUUAGGUAAAAAUGUGUUGAAUAAAAUCAACUUUCAGCAACUCCAUGUUGCAAAGUGCUGUCACCUGUGGCUGCAGGCUCUGCCAUGUGUCAGUAGCAGCACUCAGGUCAGCAGAGGCUUAAUCAAACCGAGGUAGAAAUAACAUGACAGAGGUAAAUUCUUACACAAGUUUUGAUUUUUGUUUUGUUUUAAACACUUUUACAAACACAUAUAACACUUACAGAUAGAAUCUUGGAAUGUAAUAUAGGAUCUGUAAACAUUUCCAGUCUACCAGCUGUAGUAAUAGUUCUUUAAUUCCUGCAUUUGGAUAAAGUGCUUCAUACAUAAGGCUAUUUGAGCAAAGCAAAGAUACAGGAUAUUCCAGGCAGGCAAAAUUCACACCCUCUGAACAAGACUGUUUCCUCUUGUCUCCCUCCAGCAGUUCUGAAUAAUUUAUACCACUCAAAAAUGCCCUUCUUCAUAUGUUCAGUAAGCUACAGCUCAGACUUUGGGGAUAGCAGUUAACACCUUAGAAUCUUCCUUUUCUUUUUGAGCUGCAUACAGAGUUACUUACAGAGGCUUUAAUACUCACCUCUGCUUCUGACAGAGCAGUGAGGGUUUCUGGCUGUUCUAACAGAGAGAAUGGCUUGAGGCGAGUACAGGAGAGAGAAUAAGCACAAGGGGAUAAGUAGCUCGUAACAGGAUGGAAGGCUUUAGUGCAUGAUAUGAAAGGGAGUGACUGGCAGCCGAUACCUGUUAU